UGUCUAUUGUGGGGCACAAGAGUAGUCAUCCCAGCCACCCUUCGAGUACCCAUCCUGAAGGUGCUUCACGAGGGCCAUCCGGGCAUCGUAAGAAUGAAGGCGCUGGCCCGCAGCUACGUUUGGUGGCCCGGCAUGGAUGCUCAAAUCGCCAACUGGGUAAGCUCUUGCCAACCCUGCCAAGAAACCAGGGCUGCCCCGCCGGCCGCCACACCCACCAGGUGGGAAAGUGCUAAUGCCCCUUGGUCUCGCCUGCACAUCGACCUGGCUGGACCAGUGCAUGGCAAGACCUUCUUGGUGGUCGUGGAUUCCUACUCCAAGUGGAUUGACGUGGCCUUGCUUCCCACGACCACCACCCAAGCAGUAGUCAAAGCCCUGACACGUUUGUUUGUCACCCAUGGACUUCCAGACACGCUGGUGUCUGACAAUGGCCCGCAGUUCACGUCAUGUGAGUUCAGUAUGUACGUGGCCAAUUUGGGCAUCAGACAUGUCCUUACAGCUCCCUUUCACCCCGCUAACAACGGGAUGGCAGAGAGAGCGGUAAGGUCAGCCAAGGAGGCCAGGUAUGAGGAACCUUUUAUGGCUCACACAGGAAUUCAAGGAGUUGAAGUCCAUAAGUGA
This is a messenger RNA of Pseudonaja textilis, 618 nucleotides long. The record is from RefSeq and is a predicted model, not a curated record. Lineage: Eukaryota; Metazoa; Chordata; Lepidosauria; Squamata; Elapidae.